Lates calcarifer (barramundi perch) is the source of this 5160-nucleotide messenger RNA. RefSeq names its product somatostatin receptor type 5. Gene Ontology annotation, molecular function: somatostatin receptor activity; neuropeptide binding. Gene Ontology annotation, biological process: regulation of insulin secretion; neuropeptide signaling pathway; cellular response to glucocorticoid stimulus. Bases 558 to 1736 code for a protein of 392 amino acids. Lineage: Eukaryota; Metazoa; Chordata; Actinopteri; Centropomidae. Gene Ontology annotation, cellular component: membrane; neuron projection. The transcript has 4 exons. The record is from RefSeq and is a predicted model, not a curated record.
ACAAGGAAUGAAAAGAAAGAAAAAGAUGGCUACAAUGUAAGCGCUCACGCCAAAAAAAACUGGUUUUGGCUGGAGGAUGAUUACAGCCAUCAAUGGGUGGGACUUUCACAUCCAAAGGCGGGGUGACGUCGUCCACAUAAAUACUGGCAGUGAGUCGAGGCAUGACAUGACCCUGUAGGUGACUUCUCAUGAGUCGGGGAACGCAUUUCACUGCGCGCAGGGGUUUCCCUCAGAGCUGAACUGUGAGAAAAAUCCUGGAAAAUUAGAGAGAGAGAGAGAGAGAGAGAGGGAGAUAAUGUCAGUUUUGCGCCCCUGACUACGGAGAUCUGGGUGCGCUGACAUUAAAGGAAAUGCCUCAAGAUGAAAAGUCAAGUGUGAGGUGGAUUCUCUUAAAUGCGACGUGGGUAAAGCGCGAGAGAGUUGAUUUUGACCUCAGAUAAAGUGAACGUUCCCAAAAUCGCAUGAAUUUAAGAGGAGACGCGCAUCACGCCACCGGACAGUGGAGAGGAUAGAGAGGCGCACAGGAGCGCACAGACAUCAGCACUCUCUUCAUCAACAUGGACAGCUACAACUGGAGGUCAGUACCUGAGAAUGUCACCAUGUCCUCCUCCCAGUUCUACCCCAGCUUGGUCAACAUGAACGGCUACAACUGGACGUCAAUAUCUGAGAAUGUCAACAUGUCCUCCUCCCAGCCCUACCCCAGCUACGCUACCAACAAUGUACCAGAAGCGCCCGAGCCAAUGCCCUUCAGUGUGGUCACCGCGGUAAUUUACACCAUCGUCUUCAUCGUUGGCUUUCUGGGUAACACGUUGGUCAUCUACGUGGUGAUCCGCUAUGCCAAGAUGAAGACCGUAACAAAUAUGUACAUCCUCAAUUUAGCCCUGGCGGAUGAACUCUACAUCCUGGGUAUUCCCUUCCUUGGCACUAAUAGUGCACUUUCCUAUUGGCCAUAUGGGGAUUUCUUCUGCAAGGUGUGCAUGACUGCUGACGCCAUGAGCCAGUUCAGCUCCACCUUUUGCCUAACAGUGAUGACCAUUGACCGCUACUUAGCUGUGGUUUAUCCUAUUCGCAGUGCCAAAUGGCGGAAGCCACAGGUGGCCAAGGUUUUUAAUGGCAUGGUGUGGGUUGUGUCUUUUCUGAUUGUGCUGCCGGUCACCAUCUACUCAGAUGUACAAGAAGAGCUCAACACCUGCAACAUUAGCUGGCCUGAGCCACAUGAUUUGUGGUCUAUUGUCUUCAUCCUCUACACAUCUAUCCUGGGCUUCUUUGGUCCCCUCAUUGUCAUCAGUCUCUGCUACCUCCUCAUUGUCAUCAAGGUGAGGUCAGCAAGUGUGCGUGCAGGCCUGACCAAGCGGCGGAAGUCAGAGCGUAAGGUGACACGCAUGGUGGUGAUCAUCGUGUUGGUGUUCGUGCUUUGUUGGCUGCCCUUCUUCAUUACCAACAUCGUCAACCUGAUUUAUAUCAUCCCUGAGAGCAAAAUCACAGCUGCAAUCUACUUCUUCCUGGUCAUCCUCACCUAUGUCAACUCUUGCGCCAACCCAAUCCUCUAUGGCUUCCUCUCUGAGAACUUCAAGCAGAGCUUCCAGAAGGUGCUUUGUUUCCACAAACCAAAUGGUGCUGGGACUGCAGAGCAGAUGAUAAGUAGACAGACAGCACCCAAGUCUCUCCAGAUGGACGUUGUUGGGAACCCUGACAGAAAGCCGUUCACUGCAAAGACAGCUGUAAACAGCCAGUGAUCCCCAUGACCCACCAUGUACUAGUGCAUUAGCUACUACAUGGGACCUAGACAAUUUACCCCUGGACCUUUUAUCAGUUUGUAUGUCCUGUGUUUAUUGCUGAUCAUCCCUCUCUGAUUGGGACAUUUCUGGAGAGGACCAGAGGAGGAACAAUGGACAGAAACAGAGCGCAGCAUUUUUGUUCCUACUUUAUGUCUUUGUACUGUUAUCAGACUGCAUUGUACAAAGCAUUAGUCAAGGUAAUGAUCUCAGUACAAUACAAAAUAUAGUAAGGAAAGUUUUAAAUGCUGUAAAUUCUCAAAUAGCUCUAGAGAGAACCAGGCUUAUUGAUAAAAGGCAUACAGGCUUCCAGAGACAGGCAUUUUUGAUCUCUCGUGUCUUUUUAUAUUUGAUCAUAUUUUAGUAAGAAUCAUUGUUUUCGGAUUGUUUUUUGUUUUAUUUGCUUCUGUUGAUAGAAAUACACACAACACUUUCUAUAUGUUGCCUUGAUAAAUUCAUUAUAAUGCACAUUUCAUAGCACUAAGAGACAUCUGUGCAGGAAGUAUUGAGUUGACAGUAUGACUUGCAUUAAUCAGGGAGUGAGAACAAUAUUUCUGUUAAAACAAUUGUUUAAUAUUCUGGGAAACUGUAUAAUUAUCAUUCUGUCAGAGAAUUAUAUGAAAAGACUGACAGCACUUAUUGUGUCUGCUAAAUGUAUGUCUACAACCAGCAGGAGGUUAGCUUAGCUUAGCAUAAAAACUGCUCUGGCUUUGUCCAACAGUAACCUCUAAAGCUCACUAAUGUUUAUGUUUAUCAUGUUUAACUGAUAUUAAAAAAAACACUAACUACAAUAUGUCUGGUUCAUACCAGUUAUAAAAUGGAAAAAUGUUGUCUUUACACCUUUUGCACCGAUUAGCCAAAGAGAUAUGUGUGGACAUUAGUGAUCUCUGAAGGUGCUGGUAGGAGGAUUUUGGAUUGCAAUGGACAGUUAUCCUAGCUGUUUACCCAAAGUCCAGUCUUUGUGCUAAGCUAAGCUAACUGUGUGCUGGCAGUAGCCUUCUAAUUAAAGACAUAUGAAAAAUACAUUUUCCAAGAGUUCUAAUCAUAUGUCCCUGUGUUGAUUGAUCAUUUAUCUCUUGCCACAUGUUAAAAAUGUGUCUAAAAAUCAACAAAUAUUUUAUAGUGGCUAACUCCUGGGUAGCUAUCAGAGCAUCUCAUAACUGAAGCUAAAGAGGCUCUAAUCUCUGUUUCACCUUGACUUUAAGGGACAGACAUCAGAGUGGCAUCAAUCUUCUCAUCUAAGUCUCUGCUAGAAAGCCAGUGCAAUAAAGUGAUUGAAUUAAUCCUGUGAAAAUGUGCAUUUUAGUGAAUUUAUCAUAUAAGCCACGAUGUUGCAGGUAAUUUCACCCUGUUUGUUUUCCAGCUAUUAUUCAAACCUCAGCUCUUGUUCUUUCUUUAAUUUGAGAAUUUUCAGUAUUUCAUUUGAACAGGUAAACCAGAGUGAUAACUGUUCUGCUGGUUAUUGUAAAUCUGGCUGAAGUAUUUGACUAUUUUGUUUGACUUCUUAGUUUUGAUAGACUUUUUCUGACAUUUUGACUUUAACAAAGCUGUGAAAAUGCCUUGAAAGAGCACAGCUAAGUAUUGUCCUCUUGUGGAUUUGUCUCUUCUCUCUCUCAUUGCUAAAACAUCUUCUGUCAGAGUGGACUGAAAGAACAUAUCAUUUUCCAACCUCGGCAACAUACUGUACCUUAUCAUAUCCUUACUCACUGUUUAGCUGCUGGACUGUGAGCUUUCACAUUUGAUACAAACACCACUGGGAAGGUGCUGGACAACAGCAUCAUAGUUGUAACUUGAGCCAAGCAAAGACCAUGUUAACAAUGUUUAUGGUGAAGUUUUUGAAUAUUUAUUAUUUUUGAGUUUUGAGUUCUAUGACAUCCUUCCACACAAAACAAAAAUGCUCACACAGUACACUAUUAUGAAUAUUAAUAAACAAUCAGUCUGUUAGUGCAUGCUCACCUUGAAUUAAUCCAACACAGUACGAUGUGGAGCUGCUGACACAUGCCUGCAUGAAACAAAGCUCUUUUUAUGUGUAUAUUUAUCUCAUGAACAAACAGUUGAUGUUUAUUGUCGCUGUGAUUUAUUGAUAUUAUGGCAGGUUUAUGUUUCAGACUGAGGCACUUUAUCAUUAUUUCGAGUCAAAACAAGAGGUGGCAGCUUUACACCUGAAUCUUCAACAUAAACCAGUUUAGUUUCAUUUUUCAGAUUUUUGUAAAGUUAAGGAAGUAUUAUUGCAAAAUCAGGGGGAACAAGAAGAAGUAUGUCUUUUUUCCAAGUGCAGGUCAUUGGAACAAAUUUUGAUGUAUUGUGUGUUAUGGCUCUAGAACACAGGCUUGCACAGAAAUAAAACACAUAAAACAUCCGAAAAGCUUAUGUCAGCAAACUUUAGCGAGAUGGUUCAAAUUUUUCCUGUGAGCUUACUUUUUAUUAGACGUUGGUGGUUGGGUUUUGUUUCUGCAAUGCUUUCACUGUUACUUAAAUAAAUCUAACCAUUAAAAAAAAAAAACAAAGUGUGGAGUGUAAGCUGUUUGAAAGAUGGUAGGGAUGAAACAAUUAGUCAAUUAACGAUUAGUCGUUUGACAGAAAAUGAUUUGGGAACAAUUUUUUAAUAAAUAAGAAUCAUCUUCAGCCCCUUAAAUGUGAGGAUUUGCUGCUAUUUUCUCUCUUUUUUUAUGGAUGACUACAUACCAAUCCACAUCCAAGGCAAAUUGCUGGUUAUUUCUCUCAGCAAACAUUACCACUGUAAUAUUAAAUGUCUGUGGGUCAAGGAAACUGUAUAACCAUGGUGUUUAUUGCUGGUGGGUCAUACAUAUUUCAAUCCCUAACUGUGUUGUAAUGACCUUUUUCUCACCACAUGGAGAGCUUAAGAAGAUUCCGAUAUCAAAAAGCGAGCACCAAUUAAGCACCUGCAGUAAAUGUAACAUAUGCCUUGGGCCAAAUACACAUUUAUGGGGCAAAGAGUAUUCUGCACUAUGGGGUGCAGUCAGUAUAAAUUGGUAAUAGAACAGACUCCAUUGUCUAAUGGUUAUGAUACAGCCUACUAAUUAUAGCCCCUGUACCACAUCUUUAGUAACAUCUAUCAUUUUCUCCCCUGCAGGUUUUCCUCCUCUGCUGCUAGUCCAUUGUUUUUCCACUACUCUUUUAUGUCCUCCUUCAUCUCUACACUGUAUUUCUAUUACAAAUUCUGUGUUUUCUCUCUUAGCCCUUAUUGCAAGUGUGUUUACUGACAACCUGUUUUUGUGGCGAGGGGUGAGGGUAGAAACACACCAUAUGCCUACUGCAGCUUCUGGUUACCUUGGAUUCUGUGGUCACGCUGCUUUUGUUCCAUCGACCUCAAUGUCAAGUGAAAGAGCCACUAUUAUUAUUAAACAGAGAAAAGAGCACGUUA